Messenger RNA from Oncorhynchus nerka (sockeye salmon), 1095 nucleotides. Its product is annotated as dual specificity mitogen-activated protein kinase kinase 5-like. Lineage: Eukaryota; Metazoa; Chordata; Actinopteri; Salmoniformes; Salmonidae. The transcript has 14 exons. The record is from RefSeq and is a predicted model, not a curated record. Gene Ontology annotation, biological process: MAPK cascade; protein phosphorylation. Bases 124 to 1095 code for a protein of 323 amino acids. Gene Ontology annotation, molecular function: MAP kinase kinase activity; ATP binding.
AAGGCCUGUGUGCUUGCUGCCUGCCUGGCUGGCUGUUGGCCUUGCCAACUUAUUGUCUCUGUCUCUUUUUGACUGCAGGUGAACACAAGGCCCAAUGACUGUUCCCCCGCCGCCAUCGGCUCUAUGCCCAACAAUAGUCCCAGUCUAAAGAAGUCCUCCGCAGAACUAAAGAAGAUUUUGACUAAUGGACAGAUCAAUGGCCAAGACAUACAAUACCAGGAGCAGCUUGGCCAUGGAAACGGAGGGACCGUGUACAAAGCGUACCAUCUUCUCGGCAACAGAGUGUUGGCGGUGAAGGUCAUUCCUCUGGAUAUCACAGUGGAGCUACAGAAACAGAUCAUGUCUGAGUUGGAGAUCCUCUACAAGUGUGAUUCCUCCUACAUCAUAACCUUCUACAGUGCCUUCUUUGUGGAGAACAGGAUCUCCAUAUGCACAGAGUAUAUGGACGGUGGCUCUCUGGACGUAUACAGGAGGAUCCCAGAACAUGUGUUGGGUAGGAUCUCUGUGGCGGUUGUGAAAGGCCUAACCUAUCUAUGGAGCCUGAAGAUUCUUCACAGAGACGUCAAGCCUUCCAACAUGCUGGUCAACACUAGAGGUCAAGUGAAGCUCUGUGACUUUGGAGUCAGCACGCAGUUGGUGAAUUCCAUCGCCAAGACGUAUGUGGGAACCAACGCCUACAUGGCACCAGAGAGGAUAUCUGGGGAGCAGUAUGGUAUCCAUUCAGACGUCUGGAGCGUGGGCAUCUCCUUCAUGGAGAGUGCAGUGUGCAGUUACAGUCUUGUCUCAUCGCUGCAACUCCCGUAUGGACUCUGGAGAGGCGAAGGUCGAGAGCCGUGCGUCUUCCGUUUCGGAACACAACCCAACCAAACCACACUGCUUCUUGCGCCCGGCCCGCCACAGGAGUCGCUAGAGCGCGAUGGGUCAAGGACAUCCCUGCCGGUCAAACCCUCCCCUAACCCGGACGACGCUGGGCCAAAUGUACGCCACCCCAUGGGUUUCCCGGUCGCGGCCUGGCUGCGACAGAGCCUGGACUCGAACCCAGAAUCUCUAGUGGCACAGCUAGCACUGAGAUGCAGAGCCUCAGACCACAGCUAG